UGGCCCAGGAUUACAGCACAGUCAGAGAUGGAAGCCUAUGUCUUUCUCCUGCUCAGGAAAACCUGCAUGGGACACCAUUUACUGCUGCUGAGGUGUAAGAAUUGCUUCCAUACACUGUGGAAUGAAAUUUGAGUAGAGGUUUAGUAUGCUGAUUAAUUUCUGUCACUGAUAAUCCUUCCUGUUCUGGCCUGUGAAGCAUCAGGUGGUGAGUACUGUUAAAUGCAACUUGUAUAGUGAACAAGGUCUGUCUCUUUAUUUUUUUUUUGUAACUGAUGUCAACAGAUAAAAUGGAGGAUAAUGUCUGGUCUGAAGCUGAAAAUGUGCAAAACAUUUUCAGGUAUUUAUAACCUAAUACUGUAACUGGCCACGCUUGGUACAAACCUACUGUGUGUUGUUGUGUAUGUCUGUGUUCAAGCCAAGUGCUCCCGCUGCCACUGUUAAAUUGGAAGGACUCAAGAGAGCCAGCAGGAUGAAGGUGAAAUGGACCCAGCUGAGUGUAGCGUUCUUCCUUACUCUGUCACUGGUGAUGACAGGAUGCUUCUUCUGGCAAUAUCAGCUGCCAAAGGCUCUGCCAGAUGAAAUAAUGGGUCCCAAUGCCAAAUCAGAGCUGAUGUGUCCUCGCUUCCCAGAGACCCUCCCACUGGAGCAUCCUCUCCCCAGACUGAAAGAGGCCCUGGAAAAGGUGGACGUUUUGCUUCGGCAGAGCAUAAACCCCAUCAGCCUCCCUGCUCUGUCUGCCAUUGUGAUUUUAAAUGAUACCGUUCUGUGGACUGGCAACUUUGGAAAGAGAAAUGGCAGUGACCCUGUCUCGGGACCACCGAAUGAGUACACAAUCUACAGAAUUGCCAGCCUCUCCAAAAUCUUCCCAACACUGAUGCUGUACAAACUGUGGGAGGAUGGCAAGAUUGGCUCCCUAGAUGACCCUCUGGAGAAAUAUGUGGAGAACUUCACCAUUAAAAAUCCUCUGGGGAAGACGCAAGACUCACAGCUAAAAUAUGUGACAGAUGGUUUGAUAUUUCUGGAUAGCGGGGAAGUUCAGAUCCGCUCGUCCUCGGUCACCCUGCGCAGGAUGGCCAGCCAGCUCUCAGGCCUGCCCAGGAGACUUCGGGCCACAAAUCUGCUUUGGAAAGGAAAAACGCAGUCUGCUGUCAAUCUGCUCCAAGAUGAUGUCCUCGUCGCAGACCCAGGGACCAAAUGUCACUACAGCAACCUUGCCUUCUCUCUGCUGGCUCAUGUGAUGGCUGAGAAAGUGGCUGGCGUUAACUACCAGCGCUGGAUCACAGACAACAUCCUGGACCAGCUGGGGAUGGAGGACACCGGCUUUGACAUCACCCCAGGGAUCCAGACUCAGAUGGCUGUAGGAGUGUACUCCAAUGGAAAACCAGCCCCACUCUAUGAUCUGGGCUGGUACCGGCCUUCGGGUCAGAUGUUUUCCACAGCAGCAGACUUAGCCAAGCUUGCCAUGAUGCUGCUGGGAGCUUACCGCCGCAAGCUGCUGGAGCCAGACUCAUUGAAAAUUAUGCUGACCCCACUCUUCAGAUGUGGUAAGGACUACUUUGCCAACCGCACUGGGACACCGUGGGAGGUGAAUGACCUGAUGGGUUAUGAGAUAUUGCGUAAAGAUGGCGAUCUGGAUGGUUACGCGGCCACCUUCUCCCUGGUGCCCAGACUGAAGCUCGGUCUAGUGGUGCUCAUGACUGGCAGCCGAUCUCAGAGUAAGGAUGUGGUCACCAACGCCUAUAACCUCAUCAUCCCAGCCAUAGAAAAAGCCUUCAGGGAGGCAAAGAAGGUCCUCUUUGCUCCCCCAAACCCAGAUCCUUACAUCGGCUUUUUCACUUACAGCAACAUCACCUUCUAUGAGAUCAAAGUUGGGCCAGAUGGUGUUCUGAUCAUGCAACAGUUUGGGCCUCAGAUUGAAGAGCUGGUCCCAGAGAAAUACAGAACCAUUAAGCUCAACUAUCUGGUCAACCGGGUGUUCAAAGUAGUGUUUGAAAAAGAGUACCCUUGUGUCUUGCAAGUUGGCACAGCGUCAGUGUCCCUGGAAGCCCAAGAUGGGCAAUUAUUUAACUUCUACACAUUUGACAAGAAGGGGUUAUCUCCUGGUUUUGACGCACCAGGUCUGAACACGUAUAACGUGGUGAGAAUACCCCAUAGGCCAGCCUUCUCAAGCUGAACUGCUGCAAUGCUGUGGAGUAAAGACAAAUGGUGUCUUUGGGAAUGGUGAGGGACUUUAAACAGACUGAGGCUAAGAAAAUGAAAAGACCAAAUUGAAAAGAUGGGGCUCAUUCUGGAGGUCAGAUUAAUUUCCAGAGAGCACAGAGAGGAACAGUGUGUUCAGCUUUUUAAUGUCCUGCACUGAAACUGAAUUCUUUCUUCUUCUGAGUGAUGAGCUUUACUGUCCACAGGUCCUUCAUUACACAUCUAACCUGAACAUUCAUAUUGUCAUAAUACAGCUCAUUGUGUUCUUCCUACCUUCUUUUAAAUUACCCUCUCACUGUACUGAGCUGCAGUGU
Messenger RNA from Monopterus albus (swamp eel), 2513 nucleotides. It is a transcript of the gene lactbl1b, whose product is annotated as lactamase, beta-like 1b. Lineage: Eukaryota; Metazoa; Chordata; Actinopteri; Synbranchiformes; Synbranchidae. The record is from RefSeq and is a predicted model, not a curated record. The transcript is spliced from 6 exons. Bases 401 to 2173 code for a protein of 590 amino acids.